CACAACUACAACCGAUGACAAGAAAACAGUUGUGGGGUUUUUUGGAUGGAAAGAAAUGUUUUUAUGUUUUCCACAACAGGAUGUCAGUAUCCAACUGGUCAGUACUUUACCCAGCCGUGUUUCAAACAAUGGCAGGUGGUCUUUGCCUACUACCUCUUCCUGGGAUUCCUCUUUAACACAAGGAACAAGAACAGGCGGGCUCCGUAUCAGUACGACGCAUUCAUCUCCUACAACAUCCAUGAUGAGCCCUGGGUCCUCAGAGAGCUGCUCCCCAUGCUGGAGGGGGAGCAGGGCUGGAGACUGUGCCUGCACCACCGAGACUUCCAGCCAGGUAAGCCCAUUGUGGACAACAUCACAGAUGCAAUCUAUGGGAGCAGAAAGACAAUCUGUGUGAUCAGUCACCGCUAUCUUGAGAGUGACUGGUGUUCCAGAGAGAUCCAGGCAGCCAGUUUCCGUCUGUUUGAUGAGCAGAAGGAUGUUCUCAUCCUGGUGUUCCUAGAGGAGAUCCCGGCCCAGCAGCUGUCGCCUUACUACCGUAUGAGGAGGCUGUUGAAGAGACGCACCUAUCUGAGCUGGUCCCGGGCCGGCCAGCACACAGCACUGUUCUGGGAGAAACUCCGGCAGGCGCUGGAGACAGAGGAGAAACCCAGCGGGGACCAGUUCCUGUCGCUGGUGGAGAGACAGCCAAUACAGCCAGUGGUGUGA
Molecule: messenger RNA, 705 nt
Organism: Lampris incognitus (smalleye Pacific opah)
Lineage: Eukaryota; Metazoa; Chordata; Actinopteri; Lampriformes; Lampridae
Product: toll-like receptor 13
Exons: 4
Coding region: 46-705 (219 amino acids)
Biological process (GO): toll-like receptor signaling pathway; inflammatory response; immune response
Cellular component (GO): membrane
Molecular function (GO): transmembrane signaling receptor activity
Source: RefSeq, a predicted model, not a curated record